AAGUGUAGAAAGGAAAUUAUCAUUGGAUUAAUAAAAAGACAGUACUUCAAGACCUGCACGUAUCAGACGAACAGUUUCUCGAUAUUUGUAUAUUAGCAGGCUUCGAGUACUGUCCUAGCUUUCCACCACUCAAUACAUCUGUAGUCAGUUUUACAUUCAAAGGCGUACAUGACUUGAUUAAGCAGCAUAAAACUGGAUUCAAUGCAGUUCAAGCUUAUUCUGAUAAUCCUAUUAUUGCCAAAACACACUAUGUUGAUAUCUUCUGCCGUACACGUUGUGCAGUUAAAUACCAUCUCAUCAUAACGGACGAAGGCGAGAUUAAACCACUAAACGUCGAACAUGCACCUAACGAUAUACACGAAUUCAUUGGGUAUCGUUUACCAGAUGAGCUUUACUACUACUUAAUGCGUGGUCUUAUUGGACCACAGUCUGUUAACAGCCUAGUGUCUGGUGUAUUGAUUGAAAAUGCGCCUUUGGACAAUGGUGAAUCAACAGAAUACCACAACUUCCUUCAUCAACUUCUUAAUAUUCGCACACAAACACUCAGCUUACUUACUCAACCCCUUCAUCAAUUUUACAAGACACGAAAGGUAGCCACUCAUUUUUGGUUUGAGCCUACGGUUGAACAAAUCAUGCAUCAUCAACCUAACGAUAGUCAUGGAUCAGCACAUGUUGAUGCCACGCCACUCAAUACAGUAUAUGAGAAAACGAAUUCAUGGAAUGUGACAAGGGAUUUUAUUGAUGCAGAAUUCAGAUCACAGAAAGUAAAUACUGUGACCCUCAAGUUUUGUAUCAGUGCACUUGAAAAUGCAUCUGUUGCUACCAAGACGAUUACCAAACCACACCCUGAUCAGCCACUUGAAGAUAAAAAUGAAAUUGUUGCAAAUGUGUUAUGGAAGACAUUAGAAAUAAGAGACUUUGUUACCUCUUCAAAGCAUGUGCAUACUCCAUGGGGAAAGGCAUUGCAUGUAUCACUCAAAGGAGAUGAUGUGUCCAGACCAAUGCAAGAGGCUUUAUUGACAGCACUCGAAUUGAUUCGAUUUGAAGUAUUGACCAACAAAACAUUCAGUAAAACAUAUACUCGACCUCUUGGAAACGAACUUGAGCAAAAGAACAUCAUUCUGCUUUCUCGUGCAUUAUCUUUACUGCCGAUCAAACUAAAGAAUAUGCAAUGGUUGGGGCCCUUGAACCGUGAUCUACUUGUGUUUAAUAGCUUUGUUAAAGCAUUGAAUAGAAGUUAUCGAAAUUUAUGCGAGAUGCUCACGUUAUCCUUCUUUUUGAAUGGACUCGUCGUCAAGGAUAGAGAAGAUUACUUUGAAAUUAACGACAGCCUUCCUUAUAUGGCCGAUGUCAAUGUCGCUUUAGGCCUUGUCUGUAAGCACUAUUUGGAACGCAUUAUCGAAGGUCAAUCAGCCAUUGAAGCUUUAGCUUCCACUGAAAAAGCAUUCCCUACCUGUGUCUCUGUUAAAGAAGAUCUCGAAACAGGUUUCCAAUUUUGGACGAGAUUGUUGGAAGCUGUUGUGGUACUUUUCAAGACCAAUACGAUCUCUGCGGAUACAUUCAAUAUGUUUUCCAAUGCAAAUGAAUGGCUCCAGAACAGAAAAUUUUAAAAAAAGAAUAAACUCUUGAGAAUUGCCAGAUGUAUGAGUGUAAUCUGAUGCAUAGCAUUAGAUUAAUUAAAACUUGAACUGCAUGUGCUGCG
Molecule: messenger RNA, 1702 nt
Organism: Rhizopus microsporus ATCC 52813
Lineage: Eukaryota; Fungi; Mucoromycota; Mucoromycetes; Mucorales; Rhizopodaceae
Exons: 9
Coding region: 405-1610 (401 amino acids)
Source: RefSeq, a predicted model, not a curated record